Molecule: messenger RNA, 1160 nt
Organism: Populus euphratica (Euphrates poplar)
Lineage: Eukaryota; Viridiplantae; Streptophyta; Magnoliopsida; Malpighiales; Salicaceae
Exons: 6
Coding region: 140-949 (269 amino acids)
Molecular function (GO): arylformamidase activity
Source: RefSeq, a predicted model, not a curated record
AAAUAUUAUAAAUCACUUGUAGCGUUGCUUCUUCUCUACAACCACAGGUAUCCCCAUCGUAAUCUCUCAGAUAUAUACAGCAAGUUCAACUCAAUUUUCGGUGAUUUCAGUUGUCAUUUGAGUAGCUAAGGCCAAAGCCAUGGCAUCCCUCCUCUUAUUACUGCUCCUGUCUCCACUCUCCACCACCGCAGCCUCCAGCGGCGCUUACCCUACCAUCCCCGGCAGCACGGACACCUCUUUCCCCGCUUCACAAGACAGCAAACUUAUCCCAAUCAGGCGUGAGGUGUAUGGUGAUGGGAGAAUAUUUGACAUAACCCACAGGUACACAAGCGACAUGCCGUCCAUGGGAUCAGAAAAUGGGCUGGGUCAGUUCCUGAGGCUCCCUGCAAGCAUGAAGAAUGGGUCCUUCGCCAACAUAUCGGAGAUGAAGUUGAUCACUCAUACUGGCACACACGUCGAUGCACCUGGACAUUACUAUGAUCAUUACUUCGAUGCUGGGUUUGAUGUGGACACUCUUGACCUUGAAGUGCUUAAUGGUCCUGGACUAUUAAUUGAUGUUCCAAGGGGGACGAACAUAACUGCUGAAGUUAUGAAGUCCUUACAUAUUCCCAAAGGAGCUCGACGUGUUCUUUUCAGGACAGAAAAUACCGACAGGCGACUUAUGUUCAAAAAUCAGUUCGAUACAAGCUUUGUGGGAUUUACAACGGAUGGAGCAAAAUGGUUAGUAGACAACACUGACAUUAAGCUUGUUGGAAUUGAUUACUUAGCUGUUGCUGCUUGGAGUGAUUUGGUUCCAGCUCAUCUUGUCCUUUUGGAAAGCAGGGAAAUCAUCAUUGUGGAAGGCCUAAAACUCGAUGACAUCCAACCUGGUGUGUAUUCUAUCCAUUGCUUGCCUAUAAGAAUGCUCGGUGCUGAAGGAUCACCAACGCGAUGCAUUCUCAUCAAAUGAUAACUUUAUAUUGUAAGUUUCUGGCAUCUAAAGUACUGAUUCCAAACUUGAUCGUAAUUUUCUAAAAUUAUCUGUCAAAGAUACAAUCAAGCUUUGUGCCAGUGACAUGUACAUUUUUGUUUGUUUCAUAUACAAUUAAUGGAUCUUUCUGAAAUAAAUUUUGUACCAUGGCAUAUUAACUUCUAUUUACUGCCUCAUUUCUUGGAGAAAA